Tigriopus californicus is the source of this 1876-nucleotide messenger RNA. RefSeq names its product tubulin-specific chaperone E-like (gene Tbce). Lineage: Eukaryota; Metazoa; Arthropoda; Copepoda; Harpacticoida; Harpacticidae. The transcript has 2 exons. The coding region runs from base 130 to 1743 and encodes 537 amino acids. The record is from RefSeq and is a predicted model, not a curated record.
UCAGAGCCCGCUAUCUCCUGCAAUCCGACCAUAACAAAUGUCCACAUUUCGACCCAAACGAAAGAUACUUUUGGUAGACCUAAACGAACCAAUAAAGACCUCCUGUUUGCAGCCUUUGGCCUACUGUACAUGAUGAACUCUGAUGCGAAUGCGGCAUCUGAUCAUUUUGCCUUGGGUGAUCGGAUUACCCUCCAAGGCUCACCCGAGGUGAAAGGCACGGUGCGAUUUAUGGGCCCGGUGGGACAAACGUCGGGUGAGUGGGUGGGGGUCGAGUGGGACAAGCCCGAGCGAGGCAAGCAUGAUGGACUCCAUGAAGGCGUCAGAUACUUCCAAGCGCGCCAACCCAAAUCAGCCACCUUUGUUCGACCCAAGAAGAUCGCUCGAGGCGUGCCCAUCUUGCAGGCUAUUGAUGAACGGUAUGGUGGUGCGAUAGAUGAUCCCAAUAUAGGUAUCAAUCAAGACGAAUUGGAACGUUUGAAGCGCGAGAUGAACGCGCCCUUUCUAGAGCUGGUUGGAUUUGACAAAGUCCAGCAAACCCAACGGGACUUUCGGCGACUCCAAGUAGUCUGGCUAAUGGGCAUGCGAGUUUCCGGUCUUGAGUCCACCGUUGAUUGCCCCAGCGACGAGCCUGCUUUGGCUGGAGCCUGUCCCAAUGUCCGAGAUUUGGAUCUGUCGGAAAAUCUUCUGAAUUCUUGGACAGAAGUAGCCAGGAUCGGGCAAUGCUUACCUCGGCUUAAAAUUUUGAAUGUGAGUGACAAUAGAUUGGCCGAGCCGGAGGCCGAUUUAACCCAAGCAUUUCCCCGUUUGAGGCAAUUACUCAUGGGCCAAAUGGGUUAUGAUUGGGACAAUGUGGAGCGGAUUUGUCGAAAUUUCCCGCAAUUGGAAAUACUCAAUAUUUUUGCGAAUCAGAUCCGGAUUAUUCCUGAACCUAAACCUGGAAGCUUCGACCAAAUCAAAGAGCUGGAUUUGAGUGAAAAUCCACUUCAAGAUUGGGAUCAAGUCUUGAGGUUGGCCAAUCUGACGAACCUGACAAUGCUUAAUCUGAACAGUUGUCAAUUGGACCGGAUAUAUUUCCCGGCAGCAAUGGCGCAGCCGUUUCCUGCUCUGAAGUUCCUUCAACUGUCCCGGAACUUGAUCAACGACUGGGUUUCCGUGGGCAAUUUGGGACGACUGAGCAUCAAAGAUCUCAGAAUGAGAACUAAUCCCAUCUUGGAGAGCGAUAGUGGAGAGAAUUGUCGCCAGAUCUUCAUUGCCACUAUUUCAAGUCUUAAAGUGUUGAACGGCAGCGAGAUCUUUAAGGAAGAGCGAUAUGGAUCUGAGAUCGACCACUUAAAACGUUAUGGAAAAGAAUACUUGAAGGCUGUGGCCGAUGGUCCGGAGGCCACAAACUCUUUCUUUGAUGGCCAUCCAAGAUUUAAGGAACUGGUCAAGCGAUUUGGACCUCCGGAAGAGUUUGAGUUGAAGCAGGUCAACACAGACAUCAAAAGCAAUCUCUUGGAAAUAUUGAUCGAAUGUCCCAAGAAGGAAGAAUUUAAACCCGUGACCAAGAAGGUGCCUAAGACAAUGACCGUCCAGAAACUACGAAUGUUGAUUUAUCGUUUAGUUAAAGCCAAAGGUCAGGACCUUGUUCUGUCUUGCAGCAAUCCGGAUUCACCUGACUUGGAAGUGCCUCUUGAUAAUGACCUCCGCGAGCUCUCGUUUUACAGUAUUUCUAAUGGGGAUACAAUCCUUGUCAAAUGGUGACAAUUUUAAUUCCAUUGUGAUAAAACUUAAUCUAUUCCUUCUCUUACUUUAUGCUCUCAGAAAUAUACACCCAAUGAUUUAUGUUUUUCGUCAAGUAACGAAGCUUAAUCAAUGACGCACUUGUAACAUUCAG